CUGAUGAAGGAGCACCCCUGGAAUUAAACUGAGCUCUGAAACUAAGCUACUGCUAGUUCUAUAAGAGUGGGUGAUACAGUGUAUCAGCCUGCAGCCCCUCCAUGUCUGCCCUGGAAGAGCAUUGCUGAUUGCUCUCCUAUGUAGAACAGUGGGCUAGGCUCUGCUGCGCUCUCCAAGGUGCUGAACUGAGACUAGCCUUCAAACUGCACAGAGAACUAGACUCAGCUGAUUAUGCAACAGAAUACAGACUCUCGGAUGAAAUAGCAGCUCGUCUCCUCCACGAUGCUACAAAUUAGCUUUCAGUAACAACGAAAACGCCUUAAUUUUUUUCCUCUCUCUCUCUCCAAUGAAACAUUGUAACAUGCUGACUGCAGCAGAUCCCUCCCUGAACAUCACCAAAGGACCCAGGUACACCCAGACAAGGCAAAUCGGACAGUGAGAACAAGCAGUGGUCACUUUUACUGUUAACCAUUGUACAGCACUGCAGAGCAUGUUGGCGUUUUAUAAACAGUAAUUAAAGUAAUGAUACCUUCAACCAUAUGUGACAUGUUUCCUAAAGCUUAAAAUGUCACAUUGUAGGAGGCACAGGACGUAGUGGAUAUUUUUUGUUUUUUUCUGAACCGGAGAGAGAGCCCUUAUGGAUGUGUGUUGACUACAAAAGCCCUGGAGAUAAGAUAUCUGAUCAGUUUAUUUGAACUUCCCACAGCAAGUGAAGUGUGUUGGGGGUGCUGGCAGAUUCAUUAUGCUCUAAAAGAAACAAAACAUGCAAAGCUGGAUCUAUAACCUUAAGUAAACAGAAAGCAAUUUCCUUUGCAAAAUGAAUGUAAAGAAAAUCUCCAUUGUGGACUCAUACAUGCCUGGUGGAUGUGGGAAAUGUAUAAGAAAUUAGUCAACGGCGUAAUUAUUUAACACAAAAUAAAUAUAGUAACAUCAACCUUGUUGUUGUUGUUUUUUUUUUUUUUAAAACAUAUCAAAUAGUUAUAGUGCAAUGCACUUAUAAUUAAAAAAAAAACAUAUCUUAACUGUACCCUUCUAAUUCAUGGAAGGUCAAGCUAUGCAUUCAAAGUACUGGCCCCAACAAUUUUACCCAUUUUACCAAAUUAAGAGACACCAACAAACCAAUGCCUUUUUUGUGUCUGUGGAAAUGGAAACCAUAGAGAAAUGAGCUGCCUUGCUCUUCUGGAUAGAGUGUCCACAUGAAGCCUGAUCCAAUGCCUCUCUAUCUAAUGAGGCCUUGGUUGCUAUCCCCAAGCUCAGUGGUGCUGAAAUUUGGAUGAUGUCUGGCAGGAGAACUAGACCUUGCUGCUGCUUGUUGCCACUGAACGAAGACAACGGCCGCUUCCUCCUCCUUGCCAUUUUUAUUGUACUUUACUUAAUUGCUGGAGCUACUGUCUUUUCAACCAUAGAGAGGCCAUCUGAAGCAGUGGCUCAUAACCGCUGGAAUACAAUUCUAAAAAACUUCAGCAGUUCUUUUAAUAUCAGCAUCCAAGAACUUCGCUCUUUCUUGAGAGAUUAUGAGGCUGCCAUGGCUGCAGGGAUCAGGGCAGAUGUCCUCAGACCAAGGUGGGACUUUACUGGAGCCUUCUACUUUGUAGGAACAGUGGUGUCAACUAUUGGUUUUGGAAUGACUACUCCAGCCACUAUAACUGGAAAAGUGUUCCUCAUCUUUUACGGCCUCUUCGGAUGUGCGGGCACUAUAUUGUUUUUCAACCUCUUCUUGGAAAGGAUAAUAUCGCUUUUGGCUUUCGUUAUGAAAGCUUGUCACGAAAGACAAUUGAGGAGAAAUGGACUUCUACCUCCCAUGGUUAGAAGAGGAUCGUCCGUGUCCGAGGUGGACAGUCUUGUUGGUUGGAAGCCUUCAGUGUACCACGUUAUGCUGAUUUUGGGAAUAUUUGCUAUAACCCUUUCAUGCUGUGCAUCAGCAAUGUACACGCCGGUAGAAGGAUGGAAUUAUAUUGACUCUUUAUAUUAUUGUUUUGUCACUUUUAGCACCAUUGGCUUUGGAGAUUUGGUAAGCAGCCAAAAUGCAGUAUACCGAUAUCAGGGAUUAUACAGGUUUGGAAAUUUCAUGUUUAUAUUUUUGGGAGUUUGUUGCAUUUACUCUCUUUUUAAUGUCAUAUCGAUUGUAAUCAAGCAAGUUUUAAACUGGCUUUUAAAAAAAUGUAGAUGCAGAUGCUGUUCUAAGUGCCAUAAAUCCAAUACCCGUCUUGGGCGCCGCAAUGCCAUCACUCCGGGAGCGCGGUUCCGCAGGAAUCCAAUUUCAGUAGACACAGAUGGAAAUUACGACAGUGACACAGAGGGCAGGAGACUUUCUGGCGAGUUGAUCUCCAUGAGAGACCUCACCGCAUCAAAUAAGGUUUCCCUUGCCAUACUACAGAAACAGUUAUCUGAGACAGCCAAUGGUUACCCUAGAACUGUGUGCAUCAAUACGAGACAAAAUGGAUUCUCAGGAGGGGUUGGAGCAUUAGCCAUCAUGAACAAUAGGUUGGCAGAAACAAGUGAUUCUAGGUACUCAAGCAGCAAGAGCCAGUGCUUUGGACAUCCAACUACACGAAAUUGAAUGCAAAUUUUCUUAUUAUUUUUGCUAAUUGAUUUAUUUAUACUAUUGAUGUUAUAA
Pelobates fuscus (common spadefoot toad) is the source of this 2617-nucleotide messenger RNA. RefSeq names its product potassium two pore domain channel subfamily K member 12 (gene KCNK12). The coding region runs from base 1274 to 2560 and encodes 428 amino acids. Gene Ontology annotation, cellular component: plasma membrane. Lineage: Eukaryota; Metazoa; Chordata; Amphibia; Anura; Pelobatidae. Gene Ontology annotation, molecular function: outward rectifier potassium channel activity; potassium ion leak channel activity. Gene Ontology annotation, biological process: potassium ion transmembrane transport; stabilization of membrane potential. The record is from RefSeq and is a predicted model, not a curated record. The transcript is spliced from 4 exons.